AUGCCUACGACGACAAUGCCUCACAAACACCACUCUCCUAUCGACAAGGAGCAUUCUUCUUUUCCUCAGACUCAAAUUCAUGCCCAGACUUAUGCUCACCAGCACACUCUCACCAGCAACUACUCGUCUGAUCACUGCAAGCAGCUCCAACCUCAAUACCAAUCUCUCCAGUCCACCGAGUCUUCAAAGACUUCAUUCCCGAGGAGAAAAUCAUCCAUGUUGGAGAUCACUAGUCUUUUAUGUGAUUUUGCCUCUGCAUCAAUGAACUCUCCGUCUGCUGACUCGCAACCGGAAGACGAAAGCGAAAUAAUGGACUCGGAACCGAUCAAUUCAUCCUUCAUGUUCAGUCAAAAUCAUGUCUCCAAUCAUGUCUCCUCCGCUACCCCCGCUUCGUCGCCCCCACUCUCUCCCGGAGAUAAUGAUAUUCAACAUGAUCGUUGCGCGCAAUGCUUUCACGAAGCUAAGUAUCAGAUUCAUGACUACUACGCCGACUCGGAUGCAUACGGUCGUCAACACCGAGAACCGUCUCCGUUUCAAUCGUCCGCGCAAUCGUCGCCGCCCAUUCCGCAACAGCAGAAAAUAACUCUUCCGUCCAUCAAAACAUUGGCAACUGCGGACGACCUGAGAUCUGACAUGCACCGCGAGCCAAGUCACAGCUCGGCUGCUCGUGAUCCUUGCAAACCAUGGUCACAAAUGCAACGUUUAGAACAGCUAGCAACCAUAACGGAAACAUACGGUCAGUCACAACCGCAAGAUCCCAACAACAUUCGUCGUCUGCCUUCGCUGCUUGCUCCUCCUCAAAUGAGUGGAAACGUCUCUCCGGUUCAAGGAUCAAUGACAAAACUCAGUCCCCACUUGUCGGCCGUUCAUCAACAGCCAAGUCUCCGUCGGUCAUCGUAUGACAUUUCUCAGUCGAGAUAUUCACCGAUAUUAUCCGGGCCAAAUUCACACUACUCUUCUCGUCGCAUGCCACAGCAAGACCAGAGACGACACUCGGAUUCUCCUGUGCACGUCGACCAUAGAUAUAGUGACGUCCACCAUUUUCAUAGCCAGCUUCGUGCACUGCCUCCAACUUAUCAUCAUCCGGGAUAUCAACAGCAUGCAUAUCCUUUCCAUCCGCACAUGUACCAGCAGCAUCAACAUCAUGCCCAUGCGCACUUGACUCACGCUACCUUUCAUCACGAUCCCAACUCUGCCGUUCCAAUCGUUCCCAUAGUCAAAGCCAAACGUAAGAGAGCCAAUGCCAGUCAGCUAAAGGUAUUAAAUCAGGUAUUUCAACAUACCUUCUUCCCAUCAACCGAACAGCGUAUUCAACUCGGAAAGCAACUGGGAAUGUCCCCGCGAACGGUGCAAAUAUGGUUCCAGAACAAGCGACAAACACAGAAAAGGCGUGCCGACGCGGAAGCAGGAAAUGGUAACAAGUUGAGGAGACUGAGCAGCGCAAGUACAGGCGAAGAUGCUGAAGAUUGUUGUGACAGUGAUGGGCGACUAUCUCGUUCUCCUCAGCGUUCUCCCCAGCGUUCUCCUCAGCGUUCUCCUCAGCGUUCUCCUCAGCGUUCUCCUCGGCUUUCCGAGUUCUCAGCUACAUCGAAAAGUAAUAAUGCUCAAGAUAGUGAUGCUACUCCAGUCCUCAAUAAGAGAUUGCCUUCUAUCACGGCUGCAUUUGCUACUCAUCAUGCUUUGCCACCUAUUUCCCGUCUUGCACAUGCCCGCGCUGUUGGUAAUGAUUUAUAG
Paraglomus occultum is the source of this 1734-nucleotide messenger RNA. The record is from the annotation of a GenBank genome assembly. Lineage: Eukaryota; Fungi; Glomeromycota; Glomeromycetes; Paraglomerales; Paraglomeraceae.